Molecule: messenger RNA, 1736 nt
Organism: Hypanus sabinus (Atlantic stingray)
Lineage: Eukaryota; Metazoa; Chordata; Chondrichthyes; Myliobatiformes; Dasyatidae
Product: kallikrein-11-like
Exons: 9
Coding region: 22-1518 (498 amino acids)
Biological process (GO): proteolysis
Molecular function (GO): serine-type endopeptidase activity
Source: RefSeq, a predicted model, not a curated record
UACUGUUCAGAACUGAUUGCAAUGAUGAAAUAUCAAGCUGUAUUCAGCGCCAUGACGAUUAUUUUCUAUCUGGCAGCAUGUUGUGAUUGCUCAGAAAUCAUUGGGGGCAAAGAAGUGAGAAAUCAUUCCAAACCAUACAUGGCAUCAAUCCAGAUGAAAGGACAGCAUAUGUGUGGAGGAGUGUUAAUAAAGCCAUCUUGGAUUCUGACUGCAGCACACUGCAAUCUUUUUUUUAAACAGAGGCAAGUCCAUGUGGUUCUUGGAAUUGAUUCACUGAGUAGUAAUGAAAUCUCGCAGCAAGUAUUGAAUGUGAAGCGUAAAAUUCCACAUGAGUGUUUUGAAGUUGAAAGCAAAGAAAAUGACAUCAUGCUACUCCAACUGGAGACUGAGGCAAAACUUAACAAGUUUGUGGGCCUUCUACCACUGCCACAAGAGGUUUCGGAUUUGAAAGAGGGAACGGUCUGCACGGUUGCGGGAUGGGGAACAACAAAGGCAAACUCAAAGAAAGCAUCUGAUUGGCUCAGAGAAGCAGACGUAACCAUCAUAGACAGGAAAACGUGCAACAGUCGGAAGUAUUACAACCGCCAGCCCUUAAUAACUGAGAAUAUGCUUUGUGCUGGCGACAAAAAGGGAAAGAGAGAUGCAUGCAGCGGAGAUUCAGGUGGACCACUGGUUUGUAAGAAGCAACUCAGAGGAAUUGUAUCGUAUGGAAAAGGUUGUGGACUUCCCAAAAAGCCUGGUGUCUAUACAAGGAUCACAAAUAAAUAUAUUCAGUGGAUUCGGCGAUUAAUAGACUGUGAUUGCUCAGAAAUCAUUGGGGGCAAAAAAGUGAGAAAUCAUUCCAAACCAUACAUGGCAUCAAUCCAGAUGAAAGGACAGCAUAUGUGUGGAGGAGUGUUAAUAAAGCCAUCUUGGAUUCUGACUGCAGCACACUGCAAUCUUGGCUUUAAACGAAAUCAAGUCCGUGUGGUUCUUGGAAUUGAUUCAUUGGGAAGUAAUGAAACCUCGAAGCAAGUAUUGAAUGUGAAGUAUAAAAUUCCACAUGAGUGUUUUGACAUUAAAAGCAAAGAAAAUGACAUCAUGCUACUCCAACUGGAGUCUGAGGCAAAACUUAAUGAGUAUGUGGGCCUUCUACCACUGCCACGAGAGGCUUCGGAUUUGAAAGACCAAACGGUCUGCACGGUUGCGGGAUGGGGAGCAACAAAAUCAAACUCAGACAAAGCAUCUGAUUGCCUCAGAGAAGCAAACGUAACCAUCAUAGACAGAAAAAAGUGCAACAGUCGGAAGUAUUACGACCACCAGCCCUUAAUAACUGAGAAUAUGCUUUGUGCUGGCGACAAAAAGGAAGGGAGAGAUGCAUGCUUUGGAGAUUCAGGUGGACCACUGGUUUGUAACAAGCAACUCAGAGGAAUUGUAUCCUUUGGAUAUAAAAAAACUUGUGGACUUCCCAAAAAGCCUGGUGUCUAUACAAGGAUCACAGAAGAAUAUAUUCAGUGGAUUCAGAAACUAACAGAUUAAAUCUUACAAAAAAUACUUGUGUUUUCUUCAUGAUUAUGUCUUCUGUAGCUCACUGCUAUUCUGGAAUUAAAAAUAAUCUUUACGUUUCAAUUUUACAGACAUUGUGGUUCAAAGCCCUUGUCUCUAUGGAAAAAUUGUGCAUAUUUUCAAGCAGGAAAAUGAUUUUUUUUUGCUGUAAUAAUUUUGCAAAUAACAAAUAAACCUUAUGUGCUUUAUUA